AUGGCGACCACUGCUCUGGAGUCCGAGGCUGCCCUUCGCCGCUUCGCAACCACCGAAUCCACGCCCAACUCCUCCACCAAUAUCUCUCCUCUCGACAGCCCUAGAACCUCUCCCUCUUCAACAUCGUUGUCUUCCUUUUCUGAGGAGGAGGUGGUAGUGCAGCAGAAGGGCACCGCCACUACCACCACAACCACCCAGAAAAAGACGCAGCUCGUCGACACAUACGGAAACCCUUUUGAGAUUCCUGAUUAUACCAUCAGUGAUAUCCACAAAGCCAUUCCCAAGCACUGUUUCGAGAGGUCGGCCGUUACCGGUCUCUACUACGUUGCUCGAGAUGUUGUCUCCUUGUCCACGACCUUUUACCUUUUCCACCAUUUCCUAACACCGGAAACCGUCCCCUCCACUCCUCUCAGGACCGCUCUUUGGUUUUUGUACACUGUCAUCCAAGGCCUUUUCGGCACCGGACUGUGGGUCUUGGCUCACGAAUGUGGCCAUCAAUCUUUCUCAACCAGUAAAGUCUUGAACGACACCGUGGGCUGGAUCUGCCACUCUGCCUUGUUGGUCCCGUACUUUUCCUGGAAGAUCUCCCAUGGCAAACAUCACAAAGCCACUGGCCACAUGGAGCGAGACAUGGUUUUUGUGCCCUCCACCAAGGAAGAGUACGCCACCAAACGGGGAUAUCUGCUCCACCAACUGGAAGAGCUCACCGAGGAGACCCCAAUUGCCACCGCAUAUCAUUUGAUUGCCCAGCAGCUCGGCGGCUGGCCCAUGUACUUGAUCACCAAUGUCACUGGACACAACAAGCACGAGGGCCAGCGUGAGGGUCGUGGAAUUGGCAAGCAGAAUGGGUUUCUCACAGGUGUCAACCACUUCAACCCGAAUAGUCCUUUGUAUGAGGCCAAAGAUGCCAAGUUGAUCCUCCUCAGCGAUCUCGGUCUCCUCAUUACGGGCAGUGUCUUGUUCCUGGUUGGCAGCAAGUACGGAUUUGCAAAUCUGUUCGUUUGGUACAUUGCUCCAUAUCUGUGGGUGAAUCACUGGUUGGUCGCCAUCACCUUCCUGCAACACACUGAUCCCUCCCUGCCUCACUAUACCCCGGAUACUUGGACCUACACACGAGGCGCUGCCGCGACCAUCGACCGAGAGUUUGGAUUUGUUGGUCGUCAACUGCUCCAUGGAAUCAUCGAAACUCAUGUUCUGCAUCACUAUGUCAGCACCAUUCCAUUCUACCAUGCCGACGAAGCCGGAGAGGCGAUCAAAAAGGUCAUGGGCCGUCAUUAUCGAAGUGAUACCAGGGGCGGAUCGCUGGGAUUUCUCAAGAGCAUUUGGACUUCGAUGCGCUGGUGCAACUGGGUGGAGCCUUUGGAGGGUGCCAAAGGCGAGGAUGCCGGGGUGCUUUUCUUCCGCAACCGCAAUGGCCUGGGCCUUGCGCCUGCUAAAACGCAACAAUAG
Messenger RNA from Exophiala aquamarina CBS 119918, 1449 nucleotides. RefSeq names its product omega-6 fatty acid desaturase (delta-12 desaturase). Gene Ontology annotation, molecular function: oxidoreductase activity. The coding region runs from base 1 to 1449 and encodes 482 amino acids. Lineage: Eukaryota; Fungi; Ascomycota; Eurotiomycetes; Chaetothyriales; Herpotrichiellaceae. Gene Ontology annotation, biological process: lipid metabolic process. The transcript has 2 exons. The record is from RefSeq and is a predicted model, not a curated record.